Messenger RNA from Dujonia railenensis, 1341 nucleotides. Lineage: Eukaryota; Fungi; Ascomycota; Pichiomycetes; Serinales; Debaryomycetaceae. The record is from the annotation of a GenBank genome assembly.
AUGAACUCCUCAGAUUAUUGGGAGCAGUCUUCGUUUCAUAGACCAGACUCCAAUAUUUCCCAAAAUACAAAUACCACGGCGGACUCUUCACACCAUCGGGUUCAAAUCCAGGAAGAGAUUCCUCAAAGCGAAUUGCUUGACUCGAUAGCCAGUGCUAAUGCUUCUGACUAUAAUGUCAACCAACAGCAAGCGCUUGGAACAGACGACGACUCAGAAAACGAUGAGGGCAACAUGGGAAUUUCUCAUGGCUCUCCCAUAGAACCUGACGAAGAAGAUGAAGACAACUACCACCAUCAUUCACACCACCACAGUUCCAUGGAUAUCCACCACCAACCUUCCCUAGAACAGAUCCAGAGGGUGUACUAUACAAAGGGGCUCCAAGAGCUUGAGUCUCUACAUUUACUUGAUCUAUCGCCACUAGCAAAUUGGAAAUUAUCUUCACUGAAGCUAGGAUUUGGCUUAAGCCAGCUUCGUGAUGACUCUCCAGACUCGUUCUGGCAGUCCGACGGGAGCAAUGGGAACAACCACAAUGGGAACAACCAGAAUAACGGUAGCAACAACGGUGGCAGUAAUAAUGGCAACAACGGUAAUAGCAACAAUGGAGGAAUAACUAAUGCCAACAACGAGCUUACAAACCCUCACUCUAUCAUAAUCCAGUUCUCGAAGAAGGUUUCCAUCGAGCGGGUAUCUAUCUUCACCAAUUUCUCCAUAGAUGAGUCCUAUACGCCGUCAAAAAUUCAGAUUUUGGCUGGGAGUUCCGAUGGCUGGGACUUGAGUGAAGUAUGUGUAGUCAGUUUUAACAAGCCCAUCGGUUGGUCCCAUAUUAUCUUUAAUGGUAUUAGAGCAGACGGAGUUCUCAAAUGUUUUAUAAUAAAGUUGGUGGUGCUAUCCAACCACCAGGAUGGUAAGGAUACACAUAUACGAGCAGUGAAGGUAUUCGGGAAGAAACAAAAGUUGAAGCAGCAGCCGAACACGCAACUGGUAAAUCUUUCCCGUGGCAUUAACCAUUCUGAUAUAUUGAAGGAUAUCAGUGCUAGCAGCGGAUUGGGGUUCGGUAACGUAUCGGGAAUACUGUUGAAUAGUAGUAGGCAUCGCAGACUCAAAAGUAGCGACUCGAUAGAUGAAGAUUCAUUGGAAGCCGAUGUAAUACAGAAAGAGAACACCGUAGAAGAGGACCAGGAAGAAUUGGAUGUGGAAGUCGAUGAAGAUACAAACACGACCGAAAAUAGUACUGCUAUGAACAACACGCUAGGAGUGACGUUGGAGAAUGUUAGCGAAAUAAUCGGAUUCAACUCUGGCUUCCAAAGUCUAGAAAUGAAAAGCAUUUCCUCGAUCAGGUAA